This is a messenger RNA of Sphaerodactylus townsendi, 4114 nucleotides long. RefSeq names its product ephrin A2 (gene EFNA2). The coding region runs from base 1228 to 1833 and encodes 201 amino acids. Lineage: Eukaryota; Metazoa; Chordata; Lepidosauria; Squamata; Sphaerodactylidae. The transcript has 4 exons. The record is from RefSeq and is a predicted model, not a curated record. Gene Ontology annotation, molecular function: ephrin receptor binding. Gene Ontology annotation, cellular component: plasma membrane. Gene Ontology annotation, biological process: osteoclast differentiation; axon guidance; ephrin receptor signaling pathway.
GUUUCUGCUGCAGAUCCCUCUUUCCAUUUCCAAAGCGGGGAGGCGAUAGGGAGGAGGGAAAGGGGGCUUCUUUAUUUUUUCUUCCCGUGCAGCUUUAAAAAGAAAAAAAACCUGUUGGUUGAAUUUGUAUUCGAUUCCACCGAAGAUUAAACUUGCCCUGUAAUUUUGCUUCCCCUCCGUUGAUUCGUAGGAACAGACGCCUGAAGGUACCAAACAUGUAGCCAAGGAGGAGAGAAAAAAACCCAGAGCAGCACCGGCCGAGGACUGCCAGGUACCUUUCAAAAACUUGGAUCAAGUUGCGUAUGUAUGCCUUUUUAAAAAAUUGGGCGGAGGGGAGGUGGAAAGAUUGGCCCUCCGUUGGAAAUCCUGCCUCUAGGCGACUAGUUGCAUUUGAGCAAAAGAGUUUUGGGAGGAAUUGGGCAUCCUCUUCGAAGCGGUUUCACCCCCCUUCUCUGGAAAUUCUGACAAAAUCCCGGCAAAGAACAAACUUUCUACGCUGAUUCCACACUUUCCUUUUUGGCAAAGAGUUGGGCGGCUGCUUCGAGAUGCUGGACGGUUCCCGUGCAUCCAGUCCAGCGGCCUCUGUUUUCCCUGCUUUCCUGAACAUCUUUGAUCCCAAGUACCAUUUGGACUGAAGGCUCAACCCCCCUCGGAGAUGGAGCUCCCAUCCCUUGUCCUGCUUCCAUGAAGAGCUUGCAAGGGGAAGGACAAAAAAAUGCCAGAAUCUCAACCCAAGAGAGAAGGAAGUUGGCAGAUUGUUUUCUUCUGAAGGACAAAAAGAAAACCCCAACCUGCAUCCAUCUACUUGCUAGAUUUUUUGUUUUGAACAAAGAAGCAAAAAGCUACAGCUUUCUUCUGUAGCAUCCACUUGCGAAAUCGAAUUCUGAUCACCCACAAAAUACCAAAGGACCGUGUUUUGCGGUGGGCUUUUGCAACGAGACUGCCCUUUCCAUGAUUUGCAGAAAGGUCCUAAGAACUUCUGCCGGUCUGCAAGCCAUGGGGAGUCUCCGGAGUGGAAUGAAUUGAGGGUGCUGGUCAGUGCAGGUGUCCGUGAAAGAGGAAAAAGAGACGAGAAAGAAGGACAGAGGAAGCUGUCAACUGUUUAACGGGGGUCCCUCCAAAAUGAACUGGUUGCCUCCUUCUUGAAAGCGGAAGAGAAGUCGAGAGGGGCAGAGAGGAAGAAAGAAAGAAAAGAGAGCCAGGAAGCAACGGAGGUGCGGAUCCAGGAUGAUGCCUCUUUUGGAGAUAGCUGCCCUGCUUGUCACCCUGGUUGGGGUCUGUGUGUGGACAGACGACGGCAGCAAAGUCAUUUCGGAUCGCUAUGCAGUGUACUGGAAUAAGACCAACCCCAGGUUCCAUCAGGGAGACUAUACAGUGGAAGUGAGCAUCAAUGACUACCUGGACAUCUAUUGCCCGCACUACGAGAUCCCGUUUCCCAUGGACCGGAUGGAACGGUACAUCCUCUACAUGGUCAACUAUGAAGGCCACGCCACCUGUGACCAUCGGCAAAAUGGUUUCAAGCGCUGGGAAUGUAACAGGCCUGAUUCGGCCAACGGGCCGCUGAAAUUCUCCGAAAAGUUCCAGCUCUUCACCCCUUUCUCACUGGGGUUCGAAUUCAGGCCAGGACACGAAUAUUACUAUAUUUCGGCCACUCCACCUAACCCCGUUGACAAGCCCUGCUUGAAGCUGAAGGUUUACGUUCGACCCACAAAUGACUCCCUGUACGAAUCUCCAGAGCCCAUAUUCACCAGCAAUAAUUCCUGUUGCAGCUUCCAAGUUCCUGAUGCCUUCUUCGUGGUGGUGCCGGUUUUUUGGACUAUUCUAGCCUCCUAGCCUCAGCGUAAGGACAAGAGAGGAACCGAACUUUGUUUCCGCAACCUGUGGGGGGAAAGAGAGGGAGGGAGGAAGCGAAAGACAAGAGAGAGGAGAUUACCUUGCUGGGUCAGAAAGAAGACUGUUCAGCAUUUGGGGGUGGGGGUGCGGGUUGUAGUUACAAUGAUCUUUGAACUGCAGCCUCGGCCAGAAACAGGCUUUGAGGUGAAAGGCAGACAGACAGAGAAAGAUGGAUCUCCUUCCCCAUCUCUCACUCGAGGGGGGGGAAAGUCGCACAGUCGCAGGUGCACCAAGACCCCUAGCAGAUCUCGCGGGGAGAAAGACGUUUUUAAAAGUGCAGUCCGGAAGCCGGGCUGGUUCUCCGCUUCUGAGGCGCUCCAACGGACCAUUUUCACUUGACUAGUGUUUGACGGCGUUUGGAUUAAUUUUUCCUACCCGGACGGAGUUUUUUGCUUUUUAAAGAAUUUCUAGACCAAAUAUAGUCUUCUCUUUUUUCCAGCUUGAUUUUUUCUUUGGCCUGAACUGCUUCAGACUCGGAGGCAGCAGUGCAGCGAAGGAGAGGGGUGGGCGUUUUUUCUCCUCCUCUGUGCCUCAGUUUCCCACCCCGCCAAAUUCUUUGUACAGGUCCUUUGAACCUCUCGAUGGAAGAAGCGGUCCGUAACCAGUUAGCCACAUUUCUCUAUUGGCGAAAGCAUAAGUCAGAGCCCGGGAGCCGACGCAGGUGAAUGAACUGGUUGUUUCAGAAAGUACCAGGACAAUGUUUUGCCCAGCUCGGCCAGCCCGUUCUCCCUUUAGAUUCCCUUGAAAAACCGGCGGUGGACUCUCUGUCAUCUGGACAAGGUGAUAUGCUCUGCACAUCUUUUCAAGGUCUCCGGUCAGCGCUACCUGUCUCUGGAGGCCCAACUGAAAACAGGCCCAACUUUUGCUUCAGAUAAACUUUUGACCUCAUUUGAUUUAGGGGAGUGAGGAGAAGCGUCUGGCCGACAUCAUGGUUUCCACAGGUCUAAAGUCCAGUGUGGGGGAUAGGGUGCUUUAAGUUGGUUUUUGUAAGGAGCUGGGGAGGACGGGCGGGGGAGAAACGGGCAGAGUACAAUUGAUAUAUUGGAUGUGGUGAAUAACAAUUUGAAUUGCGCUGUGUUCCCCACUUUUAAGUGUCACAAAUCCAUAGAAUUUCCGACAGCUGGAUGCGGCCUUCCCCGAAUGUGUGAUAUAUACUGAUAGCGGAGAACAUUGCCUACCAUCAUCGCCCCCAUCCAGCAUCUGCAUGAAUCGGUUAGACAUGAUAACAGAUAUUAAUUUGGUAGGCCCACAAAAUGUAUUGUUGACAUGAUAGAUUCAUGAUGGAUCUGUAGCAUCGGUGCUACCCUGUUUCCCCGAAUAUAAGACAUCCCCUGAAAAUAAGCCGCAGUAGAGGUUUUGCUGAAGUCACGAGAUAUAAAAGCGCAUCCCGAAAGUAAAGGCAUCGUAGUUUCUUUGUUUUGGAGGCGUGCCCGGCCGAACAGAACACAGAAAAGUAAGACACAUCCCCUGAAAAUAAGACAUAGCGCAUCUCUUUGCAGGAGCAAAAAAUUAAUAUAAGACACUGUCUUGUUUUCGGGGAAACACGGUAAGUGAGACUUGAAAUAUUGGAUAAUUUGUACCGGGGGUCAGGUGGACAGAUUUUGGGAUCAGCUUUCUCUUCUCCCCCUUUGCCCACUCAUCAGUUAAAUUAUGCCACCACUUGGCCUGCAUUUCACACCCGCUGACUAGCAGUCACGUUGGCGGCUUGUAACGUCUCCCUCAAUCACGGCUACCAAGAUUUUUUCCUACUCUUCCCUCACCCAAGCCGAACUCCAUUCAAAUAGCACGUGGAAACAAAUCACAUGAAUCCAAAGGCCUGUAGGGUGACCAGGGCCCCCUCAACCCCGCCCAGACGCUCUACUGCCGUUAUUUUCCUUUGCCAGCCCAUUAGGUGUAGCCAGGAUGAAUGGUGUCCCGUCUGUUCUUGGAUCCAGGGUCUUGGAACUGAGUGGGUCACAUUACUACUGUUUACAGUGAGUUUUGUCCAAUCUUGAAACAAUUUGGUCACCUCUUCGGGUACAGAAUUGUUGCACAUCCACCCCUUCAAUUGGCAGGCGGUACAAAGCCUCUGGAUUGGCCAGACUCAUUGAGAGUACAGCAGAACCUCGGUUUUCGUUGGUAAAUCCGUCUGAAAAGAAUCGAUGAAAACCGAAACUGAUGAAAACCGAGGCAAACUUUUCCAUAGGAAUCAAUGUAAAUCCAAUUAAUCCGUUCAUGGGCA